AUGUCUAUUGAGACAUUACCCGUAGAAUUAUUCCAUUGUAUUUUGGAUAAUCUUGACACAGAAACAAUCGUUUUCUCAAUUCGACAUGUAUGUCGAUUAUUUCGAUCGUUUGUUAAAACUUAUGAUCGAUAUAUUGUGAAUUUAACUUUGAUUUCAAAACGAAAUUAUUAUCUUCUUUGUCGAUUAAUCAAUCCACAUCAUGUUAUAUCAUUGAAACUUGCAAACGAAGAACGAACAACAAAUCAAAUAGAUUUGUUUAUUUCACUUGUUCGUCUUCGUCAAUUUACUCGACUUCAUUCAAUAACUCUUCUUAAUAUUAAGGAAUAUCAAUUAAAUUUUAUUUUGAAACGAAUUAAUCUUAAUUUACUUACUGCAUUUUCGUUCAAUAUUAACAGAUACGAUGAUAGACGUAUCAAAACAACAAAUAAAUACCUUAGAUUAAUCGUCUCUCAAUUGAAUUUUCGAAAAAUGGAAUUUAAUUUAAAUACUGAGAGAUUAUCGAAAUUUUCAUGGCCAUAUAAUUGUUCAAUUCAAUAUUUAGUUGUAAAUGAAAAUAUAACUAUGGAUAAUCUUUCGAUUAUAUUUCAAUGUUCUCCUCAUUUGCACAAAAUUAUUUUGAAACAGAAGCUUGAAGAAAACAUCGUCACAAAUAUAUCAUUAAAAUCUACGCCUCAAAUAUAUUUUCCACAGUUGACAUCAUUAACUAUGGAGAAACUUCCUAUAACCAUCGCCAUAUUGGAAUCAUUUCUUUCAUUGACACCAUCACUUGUAUAUUUAAAACUCAUUGGUGAACAUUUUAUGUUUGAUGGAAAACGAUGGGAACAAUUUAUUGAAAUAAAUCUACUUAAUUUAGAUAAAUUUGAAUUUUAUCUUGAUUAUUGGAGUUUAGAGAAGAAAACUUCAGCAGAUCUUGAGUUAAUUAUUGCAUCUUUUCGAACUCCAUUUUGGAUUGAACACAAAAAAUGGUUUGUUACUUGUGCAUGGAAUGAUUUAUUAAAUCAUGCUGAACCAGGAAAAGUUUUACUUGAUGAAUCGAAAUUUCGUUUACAUUCAAUUGAUACAAAAAUUAAUAAUGAAAAUAAUUCAAUUCAACUUGUUCUUAAUUUAGGUUUAACUGAUUAUAAAUUAUUUAUUUGUACUCAACAACAAGAUAUACCACAAGAAAUUCGUCAAUAUAUAACAGAAGAUCAUUUAGCACAUCCUCUUGGUGUUACAUAUAUUCUUAUAACAUCUGAUAAUUAUCUUGUUUCAAUUAAACGAAGUUCUACUUGUGCUGAUCUACCAAAUACGUAUGAAUUACCUGGCGAUCAUGCUGAACCAAAGAAUUUGAAAACAUAUACUAAUGAAAAUAUCGUUAAAGAAAUUAUCUCAUCAACUAUUGAUGAAUGUAUUAAUGAAACAAAUGUUGAUAGAAAUAGUCCUCUUAUUGAUUCUGAUUUUUAUAUUGUUGUUCUUAUGCGAAGUCAAAAACAUUAUGGUCGACCAGCUUUUGAAUUUUGUCUUAGAACAAUAAUGACAUUAAGUGAGUUAGAACAACGUUAUAAUUUACAAACACAAAAUGAAGCAUAUGAAACAAAUGAAUUAAAAUCUUGGUCUAUCGCUCAAAUUUUUGAUCUUUUAAGUUUCUCGAAUAUAUCAGUACCAAUUAAUCCAGCUGGUCAUGCUGCUUUAAUUGCAUAG
Rotaria sp. Silwood1 is the source of this 1680-nucleotide messenger RNA. The record is from the annotation of a GenBank genome assembly. Lineage: Eukaryota; Metazoa; Rotifera; Eurotatoria; Philodinida; Philodinidae.